Paramuricea clavata is the source of this 4233-nucleotide messenger RNA. NCBI's taxonomy places the organism in Eukaryota, Metazoa, Cnidaria, Anthozoa, Malacalcyonacea, Plexauridae. The record is from the annotation of a GenBank genome assembly.
AUGUCUAGUAACGUCUCAAAUAUCUGUCCUGUUGGGGUUUUUCAUUGUAAAGAAUGUGAUUUUGUCUCCGAUUCGCAAGGCGGCCUUGGUGUUCAUCGCGUUAAAAAGCAUAAAGCUUCCAAUUGCGAUAACAUUCAUUCUGUGUCUGUAAUUUGUGAAUACCCUAAGGGCAAACCAUUUUAUUGUUGUAUUUGUGACACAAUUAUUAAAUCUUGGCCAAACUUUACAAGACAUUUCAGAGCUAUCCAUCCCGAUAUUCCGCUUAUUACUUCUGCAUGGUGCACAUGGUGUGAUAGACAAUUUAAAAAUCUUAAAGCAGUUGGUGUACAUAUGAAAAGAGAACAUGACAUUUCCUCAUCGACGAUUAUCCCUUCCGAUGAACCGAUUUUGUCAUCUGUUAAUUUUGUUGAUAGUCAACUUUCAAGUGGUCAGCAGUUAUAUGAUAACGGCCCCCCUGCUGCUACACAAUUGCCAAAUCGUGUUAACACCAGAAGACAUGCCCGCAAAUCUAAUUCCAACCAUUGCCUCAAAGACCCCUCCAUUCCCAGUACAUCAGACGGUCCCUCCUCUAAACCUCCCUUUGGUCCCGCUACUUCCACAACCCCCUCAUCCCAAUGUCCUUCCUCUAUUCAACCUUCCCUUGAUCCUGUGGUCGCCUUUAAUGGUUGUACUGCUGUUGACAAUCCCCUGCCUCCUAAUAACCCCACCACUCUUGACUCAACGGUCGCCUUAAAUGGUUGCACUGACGAUGACAGAAUUUCCCGUAUUCCCGAUUCACCUCCCACCCCCAAAUCCCAAGACCCUCUCCCCAAACGUAUGUCGCGCAAAAAGAGGAACUUGAAGAAACGUAAGAACAAACCCUACUCUCCAUCUCCUGUUUUGUCUACUGUUGCUUCAACGAGUAAUACCCCCGCAGAGGUUUUUACACCCUCGGUUGAGAACUCGUCACCAUCCACUAGCUACACACAGCCAACUAUGGAGGACAUCACAGUUGCUGAGGAUCCCUUUCCAUCUUCAUCCUCUUUUUCGAGUAGACCUUCUUCGCCAUGUAAUCCAGAAAUGGAUCGUGUUAGUCCCUCUUCUCAAGAUAUCAUCAAUGAGUCAAAUGAUACGUUCCAGAUCCCUCCCCCCCUUUCCCCUCAUCGAUUCAUCUCUCAGUCCGCUGAAGUCACCAACGACCUUCCUUCCAAUCCUUCUUCACUCAUGUUUGACACCGUUCCUCCCCCUGCUUCGAACAAUAACGAUUCCCAACCCGGCUUCCACUCCCAUAUCGCUGGUAACUGGUCAGCUACCUCCCAAGCAGUUGAUUCAGAUUCUGAAGCAAGGGUCUCCUUUACUGGUGAUACUGUUGUGGAUUCAUCUGCUCCUGUUGGAACAUCGGAGGAAAUCCCAUUCCAUCCAAACCCGGACAUCGAAAAUGUCUCUGAUUUUGUCAAUAUUUGGUCGAGCAAAAUAUCAUCUGCCUCUGACUUUGGUGAAUUUAGUAAGGUUUGUGACGAUCUUGCAUCGGCUGUGGUUGAGAAGGGUAAAGGAAUGUCGAGCAACACCUCUGGUAGGAGAAGAUUUCCCAGACCAGCUCCAAAUCGUCCCAACCGCAGUUCUCCCCACCCGCAUAGAUCCAGAUUGCAAAAUAAUCCAAUCGAAGCAAGACGUCUCCAAACCCUAUUUCGACUGUCCAAGAAAAGAGCGGCUCGUCAAGUCCUUAAAGACAAUAACGUUGUCUAUUCGGGUUCUAAAGAUCAAGCUUUCCAAUAUUUCUCGGAUACGUUUGCGACAAAACAUGUUGACAUUGAUGAGUUGGUCCAAUCCCUUCGUGAUCAUGUUCCAUCUGCCAGUGAAGAUCCUAUCCUCAUGGCCCCAUUUACGGAGAGGGAAAUCAGACGAAAGUUAAUGUCAAUGUCUAAUUCUGCACCUGGGAAAGACAAGGUCGAAUAUCGUCAUUUGAAACUUGUUGAUCCCGGUGGUCUGUUGUUACAAUCAGUCUUUAAUCGUUGCCUAUCUGAGAAAAAGAUCCCUCUCAUCUGGAAACAUGCUACCACAAUCCUUAUAUAUAAGAAAGGCGAUAGCAGCGACCCUAGUAACUUCCGUCCAAUUGCGUUGAUGUCCUGCAUAUAUAAGUUGUUCACCUCCCUGAUGGCCGCGAGAGUUUCUCAAUUUGCUGUUGUUAAUAAUCUAAUGUCGCCCGAGCAGAAAAGCGCUAGACCAUCAGAAGGAUGUCAUGAACAUACUUUUACACUUCAAUCAAUAGUGGCUGAUUGCAAGAGGAAUAAUAAGAACUGUUUCUUUGCUUGGUUAGAUCUCAGAAACGCAUUCGGUAGCAUUUCCCAUGAGGUUAUUUACUCCACCUUAACCCAUAUGGGCUUUCCUGAUUCACUGGUUGAUCUAAUAAAGGACAUAUAUUCGAACGCAACUACAUCCAUUAAAACCUCGAAAGCUGAUGAAACUGACCCUAUUGAUGUUAAUGCAGGAGUUAAACAAGGCUGUCCCAUCAGUCCAAUAUUAUUCAACUUAUCAUCCGAACUAUUAAUAAGAUCCAUAGUGUCAAAAUGUAAUGAGAAUUCGGAUAUUGCUUUUAAACUUCAUGGUCAACCUAUAUCCAUUUUAGCAUACGCUGAUGAUUUGGUGUUAAUCAGUCGGUCAGGUGAAGGUCUUCAGGAAAUCCUCGAUGACGUUUCGCGGGCGGCAAAUGUCCUGUACCUGUCUUUUAGACCAGAUAAAUGUUGCACCUUAUCCCUAACCUGUGGUAAAAGUGAAGUCUCCCGUGUUUCAAGCAAUGUUUUCAAGGUUCAAGAUCAAGAAAUUCCUUUCCUUACGAAAGAUGAAUCCUUCCGCUACUUAGGGGUCCCGAUCGGUUUAAUAUACGACGCCAGUGAUAUGAAUUCAAUAUCAGAUAAAUUAAUUAAAGACCUGGAAAAAAUCCGUGAUUCCCUUCUUGCGCCAUGGCAAAAGUUGGAUGCCAUUAGAACGUUUAUCCAACCGUGCCUAACUUAUGCCCUUCGUGCUUGUCCAGUUAAGAAACAAUCGCUAGUUAAUUAUCGUAAGAAAUUGGUUGAGGUUCUAAGAUCCAUAUGUAAUCUCCCAAAAAGAUCAACAGUCAGUUACUUCUUUGCGAGUAAAUCGGUCGGCGGUCUAGGUCUUCAGGACCCUUUUGACGAGAGACAUAUUCAAAAAGUGGUUCAAACCAUUAAGAUCUUAUCCUCAAAGGACUCCCUAGUUCUCAAUAUUUCUCAUCGUCAACUGAAGUCCGUGGUUUAUCGUUGUUUUCAUCGUAACCCAACAGAUCAAGAACUAGAUCAAUUUCUUUCCGGCUCUAACGAAGGAGAACUAAUUAAUCAUAGUCGUGCAAAUAAUAGCCAGACAUUAUGGUCUUGUUGCAGAAUUUCGGCGAAAGCUUUGAAUAUCAAAAUAACUGAUGCCUUAUCUAAUCCCACCAUAAGUGCCAAUGAUACCACCUCGGCGAACGCUAAGUCGGUAGCAUCGUACCUUCACCGGUUAUGUCUGGAGAAACAUGCCCAAACCCUUAAAUCAUUACCCGAUCAAGGUAAAGUUGCCAGAUGCCUCCAGACCUCCAAAUUUCCAUCUACAAAUAGCUGGUGUUAUGAUGGGACCGGCAUACGUUUCUGUGAUUGGCGUUUUAUUCAUAGAGCCAGAUCUAAUACUCUCCCUACAAAUGACGUGAAGAGCAGAUUUUCAAAUGAGAAUUCUCCAAUUUGCCGUAAUUGUCACAGCGCGAGUGUUACAGAAACCCUUCCACACAUCAUCUGCCAUUGUCGUCCGAAUAUGCCUGCAAUUACCAAAAGACAUGAUAGUGUAUUACAACGGUUGACAAAUGCGAUUCAUCGUGGUACAUAUACGGUUGAUAAAGUAGUCCCAGGAGCUCCCGGUAUGAACAGACCAGAUUUAGUGAUUACGGACAACAAUAAAGUAACUAUAGUCGACGUAACUUGCCCGUUCGAAAAUGAUGAAAGUGCUUUAAUUUCUGCAGCUGAAAGAAAAGAAGAAAAGUACAAUUACUUGAUUGAACAUUUCCGUUCUCUAAACCUUCAAGCAAAAGUAUUUGGUUUCGUUGUUGGUCCUCUCGGUGGUUGGUUCCCCGGAAACGAGAAAGUAUUAGAUGAACUAUAUAUAAGCAAAAGAUAUAGAACAUUAUUUAGGAAAUUAUGCUGUGCAGAUGCCAUUAAAGGCUCUAGAAACAUCUAUGUGGAACACCUGACCGGUGUACCACAACACUAA